Molecule: messenger RNA, 1457 nt
Organism: Populus euphratica (Euphrates poplar)
Lineage: Eukaryota; Viridiplantae; Streptophyta; Magnoliopsida; Malpighiales; Salicaceae
Product: aquaporin SIP1-2-like
Exons: 3
Coding region: 322-966 (214 amino acids)
Biological process (GO): transmembrane transport
Cellular component (GO): membrane
Molecular function (GO): water channel activity
Source: RefSeq, a predicted model, not a curated record
GAAAUUAGAUGGAAGCAAUCAAAUAAAGUCCUGAUAUGCCACCCACACAAGAGGCGCCAUAUAUACACCCACCACAGAUCUGGGUGAGAGAUUGAUGAACAGUAAGACACUUGGAAUCCCAGCUAUAUUUAUCGACAAAACACUCUACCACCUCUCCUUAGGUAGGUAAAUCACCACUUCCAAAUUUGUUGAAUUUUCCUAUCGUUGUAGACACAGACCAGACAGAAAAGACAACCCCCACCAGAACCUGACAGCAACUGUACUUUUCGUAGAUAUCAUCCAAAGAAUCAGAACAGAAACGAAAAGCUGUUGUGAUCAGUCAUGGGGGCAGUGAAGGCAGCUAUUGGGGAUGCAGUGUUCACUUUCAUGUCGGUGUUUGUGUCUUCCAUGUUUGGUUUGUUUACAAACCUGAUAGUUACUGCUCUUGGCCUUCAAACCCUUGUCUGGGCUCCUGUGCUUGCUAAUACUUCUCUUAUCUUCACCUUUGUUUUCUUGUUUAACUUUCUUGGUGAAUUCUUAGGUGGUGCCACUUUUAAUCCAACUGGUACUGCUUCUUUUUAUGCUGCUGGGGUUGGUGGAGAUAGUCUCUUCUCCAUGGCCCUCAGAUUUCCUGCUCAGGCAGCAGGGUCUGUUGGAGGUGCACUGGCUAUCUUGGAGGUGAUGCCAGUGCAGUACAAGCACAUGCUUGGGGGGCCUACUUUGCAGGUGGACUUGCAAACUGGAGGCCUUGCUGAGGGGGUUUUGACUUUUUUAAUGACUUUUGCGGUUCUAGUAAUUAUCCUCAAGGGCCCUCGUAGCUCACUGGUGCAGGCAUGGUUUCUUGCCACUGUGACUGUAACAUUGGUCAGCGCAGGUUCUACUUAUACUGGUCCUUCCAUGAAUCCUGCAUUUCUUUUGAUUUCUGAUAGGAAGUAUUGUGGAGGCAUGCGAUGUGAUAGCAGGUGGAGAUGCAGUGAGUGUCAAUAGUUAGAGCAGAAAUCAACAAUACUGUGGAUGAUAUUACCCGUAUUAAACUCUUAUUGCUACCAACGGAGACAGGUGGAAACAGGGCAGAGCUGAAGCUCGCCAUGUGGGGAGGGUGGUGAAGUCCAGAUCAGAAUGGAUAGAAAAUAUAGAAGUCGGUAGUUUUCUUUGGUAUAUAUUGUCAGGAUAUAUGUGAUAGGUAAUCAGAGUAGUUUGAGAGAAAUUCAGCAACCUGUUCACACUUGCUGAUAUGCAGAUUAGUCUACAUAAACCACUCGAGGAUGCGGCAUUAGUCACUUUGUCGUAUGCUUACGAGAUUUUCUUUUUAGAGAGCGGAUACCUGGCAUACCUGGCAUCUUGUUUUUGUUAUUUGACGAGGUUAGAAUCAGCAGAUAUAUUUGCCGGAUGGGAACUGAGGGCUUUUAGAAUCUUGUUUUCUAGCAUUCAUCUUUCUUUCUUUUUAACGAGUGCUUUAUUUUUCUCUUAUGUUUAUC